This is a messenger RNA of Folsomia candida, 1041 nucleotides long. It is a transcript of the gene DCTN5-p25, whose product is annotated as dynactin subunit 5. Lineage: Eukaryota; Metazoa; Arthropoda; Collembola; Entomobryomorpha; Isotomidae. Bases 138 to 680 code for a protein of 180 amino acids. The record is from RefSeq and is a predicted model, not a curated record. The transcript is spliced from 4 exons.
CUCAUUUCUUGGUGGCAAGUGGCAAGCAAAUGUCUCACUUUGCAAGCUGAUUGAUUCACUGGUUGGAAAUUUAAUUACAAAUUAUUCAAAGUAAUUAAUUGACAAGUUGUUCUCGGCAAGUUUUUAAUUGUACCCACAUGGAACUUCCCGACAUAUUCUACGACCGACCGGCCUACGUCGAAACGGCCUCUGGGAACAAAGUCAGUCGAAACACGGUGCUUUGUGGGUCACAAAAUAUUGUCAUCAAUGGAAAAUCAAUCGUUCGAGAGGGGGUAAUUAUUCGUGGAGAUUUAGCCAACGUUCGAAUCGGGAGACAGUGCGUUAUCAAUAAGGAAGUCGUUAUUCGGCCCCCUUUCAAGAAAUUUAGUAAAGGGGUCGCCUUUUUUCCCUUGCACAUUGGCGACAACGCGUACAUCGGAGAGGGUUCCAUCGUCAAUGCUGCCGUCGUUGGGUCGUACACUUACAUCGGGAAGAAUUGCAUUAUUGGUCGUCGCUGCGUACUGAAGGACUGCGCCAUGAUUGCGGAUAAUACCGUCCUCGCCCCGGAAACGGUGGUCCCUUCGUUUUCCAUUUAUUCUGGAUCGCCCGGCCUGCACACGGGCGACCAGCCCGAUUGUACGCAGGAUUUAAUGAUUGAAUUCACCAAAAGUUAUUAUCAACACUUCAACCCCAACAAGUGAUAUACUAGUCAGUGGGAUAAUUAAUUAAGUAAAUAAUUAACUAAUUUUAGUGGGCGAGGUGCUUCCGGAUAAUUAAGUAUCUACAAAUAUUUCGCAAUUUUGUACACUUUUCUCUAAAUCUUCUUGUUCAAAAAGUAUGCAUAGACUUUUUCAAUCUUUUUUUGGGGGAAAUUUUGACCAAAAUUUACAUAAAUAAUUCUAUCAUAAAGUUACAUUGGUUAGGUAAUUAGUUAAUUAAUUAGAAAUAAUUAAGAUUUUCAUCGUACUGCCCAAUUUUAUUUAUUCGUUCUCAUUUUGUUUACAAUAUUUUUCUGUUUGUAAAUGAUACCAAGUUUGUCGAAAAUAUACCAAUUUUUCCUAA